This is a messenger RNA of Erigeron canadensis, 1906 nucleotides long. Its product is annotated as DNA-(apurinic or apyrimidinic site) endonuclease, chloroplastic. Lineage: Eukaryota; Viridiplantae; Streptophyta; Magnoliopsida; Asterales; Asteraceae. The record is from RefSeq and is a predicted model, not a curated record. Bases 39 to 1547 code for a protein of 502 amino acids. Gene Ontology annotation, biological process: base-excision repair. The transcript has 11 exons. Gene Ontology annotation, molecular function: phosphoric diester hydrolase activity; DNA-(apurinic or apyrimidinic site) endonuclease activity; DNA binding. Gene Ontology annotation, cellular component: nucleus.
GUUUAUCGAUAGGCAACGGAACCAUAGAGUCUAAACUAAUGAAUCAUCAUAACACCACCACCUUAUUAUAUUUAGGGCUUCAAAAUUUGUUCAUUCCAAACAGGAUUGCAGUAAUUCCAAAAAGGUUAAAAUUCGGAGGCUUGAUUCAUCAUUAUAAUAGUAAUAUUAAUAAUAAUAAUAAUUAUUACAAGAGUGGAAUGGGGCGUUUUUCUUCAACUUCAAAAUCAAGUAUCCAACCAAAGGAAAUGGCAGAGAAAGAAAGAGCUGAUGAAAAUGUAAUCGCCGACAAUACGUUUGACAAAAUGACAGUUCAAGAGCUUAAAACGAAAUUGAGGAGCAUGGGGGGCUCUACAAAAGGUUCUAAGCAUGAUCUCAUAUGUACCUUGAAGAGCUUCUUUGUGGAACAAGCUGAUGUUUCUCAAGUCGUAGUUGAAGAUAAAAAAUCCAUGAAAGCAACUCAAGUUGAUGGUGAAAAGGGUCCCAAAAGGAAGGCUAAAAGUUCAUCAGUUGAGGGGUACCAGGAGGUUAUCAACACAGUUUCUGUGAAUAAAAGCAUCAAGAGACGGGCAAAACAAAUCACAACGGAUGUAAACAUUGCUUUGGAGACUUUUAAAGAUAUUGAAGAUUCUACUAAGGUGGAUAUUGUCGAACAGCAAGUUGAACCAUGGACUGUUCUUGCUCACAAGAAGCCACAAAAAGAUUGGAUCGCUUACAAUCCUAAAACUAUGAGGCCGCCUCCUCUUGGUAGUGAUACAAAACAUGUGAAGUUAAUGUCUUGGAAUGUCAAUGGUUUGAGGGCUUUAUUAAAGUUAGAGAGCUUUUCUGCUUUGGAACUUGCACAAAGAGAAGAUUUUGAUGUGCUUUGCUUGCAAGAAACAAAAUUGCAGGAGAAAGAUGUAGAAGCAAUAAAACAACGUCUUUUGGAAGGAUACGACAACAGCUUCUGGACUUGUAGCGUCUCUAAGCUUGGCUAUUCUGGUACUGCAAUUAUCUCCAGGAUACCGCCACUUUCUGUCAGAUAUGGACUUGGCAUAUCAGACCAUGAUAGUGAAGGAAGGCUCAUCACAACCGAAUUCAAUUCAUUCUAUCUAAUUAGUGGAUACGUUCCUAAUUCCGGUGAUGGUCUCAAAAGGCUGUCAUACAGGAUAACAGAGUGGGAUCCCAGUCUUAGCAAUUACAUUAAGGAGCUGGAAAAGUCAAAACCUGUUAUCUUAACAGGUGAUCUAAAUUGUGCUUAUGACGAAAUAGACAUCUACAAUCCUGCGGGAAAUAAACGAAGUGCGGGUUUUACUAUCGAAGAAAGAAACUCAUUUGAGGAAAAUUUUCUGAAAAAGGGUUUUGUUGAUACCUUCCGGAAACGUCACCCUAAUGUUGUUGGCUAUACUUACUGGGGUUUCAGACAUGGUGGCCGGAAAACUAAUAAAGGAUGGAGGCUGGACUACUUCCUUGUAUCUGAAUCUAUUGCAGAUAAGGUUCAUGACUCCUAUAUUCUUCCAGAUGUUCUGGGCAGUGAUCACUGUCCUAUUGGACUUGUUCUUAAGCUGUAGUACCCAGGAACCAAAUAGUAGCAGUUUUGAUGAUGUGAAACGAAAGCAUUAUGCAUCGCUGGAUGAAAUAAUGGGGACUAAUACUUUUGCGCUGGGUGUUAACGUUUGAUAUUUUAAUGACUUAGUCUCACCAUUCCAAUUUGAUCAGCGAGGAAUGAUUUGACUAUGUACUAACCCGAAAAGAUGAAGGUUUAAGCUAGCAUAUUCCAUCUCUUUAAUGAUUAGGCAAGUCGUCAGCAUGAGACUUAGUUUAGGUUGAAAUAUUAAUGAAAUUUUCUAAUCCUUAGGUUUUGAGGUAAAUUGUACAGUAGCUUUUGAAGGAUCAUUCUUUCCCUUAAUGGCAUGCUUUUGUUUGGAUU